Messenger RNA from Capra hircus (goat), 1281 nucleotides. It is a transcript of the gene ZPBP, whose product is annotated as zona pellucida binding protein. The transcript is spliced from 8 exons. Gene Ontology annotation, cellular component: extracellular region; zona pellucida receptor complex; acrosomal vesicle. The coding region runs from base 67 to 1119 and encodes 350 amino acids. Lineage: Eukaryota; Metazoa; Chordata; Mammalia; Artiodactyla; Bovidae. The record is from RefSeq and is a predicted model, not a curated record. Gene Ontology annotation, biological process: binding of sperm to zona pellucida; acrosome assembly.
GCGGGUGUGCGCGCGCCGCCUAACGACCUUCUGGGCCGACGGUCGGCAGGCGGCGGCGGCGUGUGAAUGGAGGCCUCGGCCCCGGGCCGGGCGCGGCGGGGCUGGCGGCGGGCCCGGGCCGCGGACUCCCCGCUCUCCCGGGCCGCGGUGGUCCUGGUGGUCUCCGCGCUGGUGCUCUGGGCGCCCCCGUCAGUUGGAUAUUUGGAUCGAUUACCAAGAAAUGCUCACUUGCCCCAAGAUUCAGUGAAAAUAGUGGGAUCACCAAAUAUUCCAGUGAAAGUAUAUGUUAUGCUCCAUCAAAAGAGUCCACAUGUGUUAUGUGUAACCCAGCGGCUGCGGAAUUCUGAACUGAUAGACCCAUCAUUCCAGUGGCAUGGGCCUAAAGGAAAAAUCAUUUCAGAAAACAGCACUGCACAAAUCACCUCCACAGGAAGCCUUGUAUUCCAGAACUUUGAGGAAAGCAUGAGUGGUGUUUACACAUGUUUUCUGGAGUAUAAACCUACUGUGGAAGAAGUCAUUAAGAAUCUCCAACUGAAAUAUGUUGUAUAUGCUUAUCGUGAGCCGCAUUAUUAUUACCAGUUCACAGCUCGAUAUCAUGCAGCUCCCUGCAACAGUAUCUAUAAUAUUUCUUUUGAGAAGAAACUUCUUCAGAUUUUAAGCAAACUUGUUCUUGACCUUUCAUGUGAAGUUUCCUUACUUAAGUCUGAAUGUCAUCGUGUUAAAAUGCAAAGAGCUGGUUUGCAAAAUGAAUUGUUUUUUACAUUUUCAGUUUCAUCUCUAGACACUGAAAAAGGACCCAAGCCAUGUGCAGACCAUAGCUGUGAAUCUUCCAAAAGACUAUCUAAGGCUAAAAAUCUCAUAGAGCGGUUUUUUAAUCAACAAGUGGAAGUUUUGGGCAGACGUGCAGAGCCAUUGCCUGAGAUAUACUAUAUUGAAGGUACCCUCCAAAUGGUUUGGAUUAAUCGCUGCUUCCCAGGGUAUGGAAUGAAUAUCCUGAAACACCCACGAUGUCCUGAGUGCUGUGUAAUCUGCAGCCCUGGAUCUUAUAACUCCCGUGAUGGAAUUCACUGCCUUCAGUGCAAUAGCAGCCUGGUGUUUGGAGCAAAAGCAUGUUUAUAGGCCCAUUUUGAGCUUGUCGAUGGUUUGUCAAACACAAAAGUAUAUUUUUGAAGUAUUAAUAUAUAAUAAAUCACUAUUAUGCCAAAAUUAAAUGUAUUAGAUUUUACCAAAAAAAAAAAAGAUGUCAUUUUAAUUGAAAUACUGUAUAUCCAAAUUCUUUAU